Messenger RNA from Brassica oleracea var. oleracea, 1366 nucleotides. RefSeq names its product protein BRASSINAZOLE-RESISTANT 1. Lineage: Eukaryota; Viridiplantae; Streptophyta; Magnoliopsida; Brassicales; Brassicaceae. Gene Ontology annotation, molecular function: DNA-binding transcription factor activity. The transcript is spliced from 2 exons. Gene Ontology annotation, biological process: brassinosteroid mediated signaling pathway; DNA-templated transcription. Bases 130 to 1131 code for a protein of 333 amino acids. The record is from RefSeq and is a predicted model, not a curated record.
AGGAAAGAGAGAUUCUUCCUCCUCGAUUCCAGCGAAGGAAAAGCGUAUUCCUCGUGAGCACUACCUUCUUCUUCUUCUUCAGUCUACGUUCACACAAUCUUCACCCUCACACCCAUCCAAGCUCGUAGGAUGACGUCAGAUGGAGCUACGUCGACGUCAGCAGCGGCAGCAGCUGCGGCUGCAGCGAGGAGGAAACCGUCGUGGAGGGAGAGGGAGAACAAUCGGAGGAGAGAGAGACGGAGAAGAGCCGUAGCAGCCAAGAUAUACACAGGGCUAAGAGCACAAGGUGAUUACAACCUCCCAAAGCAUUGCGAUAACAAUGAGGUCCUCAAGGCUCUCUGUUCUGAAGCUGGUUGGGUUGUUGAAGAAGAUGGCACCACUUAUCGCAAGGGAUGCAAGCCUCUACCUAGUGAGAUAGCUGGGACAUCGUAUCAUCAUUACUCAUCCCAAAACCAAAGCCCUCUUUCUUCAGCCUUUCAAAGUCCCAUCCCUUCUUACCAAGUCAGCCCUUCUUCCUCAUCUUUCCCCAGUCCUUCUCGUGGUGAACCAAACAACAACAGCUCCCCCUUCUUCCCCUUCCUCGGAAACGAAGGCAUCCCUUCCUCUCUUCCUUCCCUCAGAAUCUCAAACAGUUGUCCCGUCACUCCACCGCUCUCAUCUCCAACUUCCAAGAACCCUAAACCUUUACCCAACUGGGAGUCUAUUGCUAAGCAGUCAAUGGCCAACGCUAAACAAUCAAUGGCGUCCUUUAACUAUCCUUUCUACGCGGUUUCUGCGCCUGCUAGUCCCACUCAUCGCCAGUUUCAUGCUCCGGCGACUAUACCUGAGUGUGAUGAGUCUGACGCGUCCACUGUUGACUCUGGUCAUUGGAUAAGCUUUCAGAAGUUUGCACAACAGCAACCAUUAUCUGGCUCUAUGGUGCCAACAUCUCCUACUUUCAAUCUUGUGAAACCUCCUCCUGUGCCUCAGCAUAUGUCUCCAAAUGCUGCUGGCGUGUUCCAAGAGAUUGGUCAAAGCUCUGAGUUUAAAUUUGAGAAUAGACAAGUUAAGCCGUGGGAAGGAGAGAUGAUACAUGAUGUUGGUAUGGAGGAUCUGGAGCUUACACUUGGAAACGGCAAGGCUCGUGGUUGACUUUGAUCACUUGAAACUGAGAAGCUAUUCUUCUUCCAGGUAUCUCUGGAUCGUUAUGGAAUCUCAUUUGUUCAAUUCAUGAGCUUGAUUUCAAAAGCAUUAUUUGUAGAUAAAGAUAUGUCAAGAUGUAUGAAUAUUAUUAUGUUUCCUUACAAAUGUUAACAUUCAUGAGCGGCUUGAAAGCGUUGUGUGUUGUCUUUAUCAAAUUAAUUGGUGAUGUAUCAUGUCUUGAGCC